Messenger RNA from Rasamsonia emersonii CBS 393.64, 1521 nucleotides. RefSeq lists its product as uncharacterized. The record is from RefSeq and is a predicted model, not a curated record. The transcript is spliced from 7 exons. Bases 1 to 1521 code for a protein of 506 amino acids. NCBI's taxonomy places the organism in Eukaryota, Fungi, Ascomycota, Eurotiomycetes, Eurotiales, Trichocomaceae.
AUGGACGUCCGUCGUGCAUGGAAUGCCAAUCCUACUACCAUCAUCUCCAUGCCGAUGCCAGCUCCAAUCCACACCCUCACCCCUAACUCCUUCACUUCCGACCACCUCACCAUCACCGAUAUCCAAGACAGAAUGGAUAUCGACUCCGCCGAGACAGACGUCGUAAUGUCUGAUCUCACUGAAGACGAGGAAGAGCACCCUCUUGACGCGGACAGCGAUACCGUCAUGACGGGAGCCCCUCGUUACAACUCUCCUUGCGGUUCUCCUCCUUAUGCACCUGCUCCUGCGGUACCCCAAAAUGCUCUUGGUGCCCAAUACAUCAACGGGCCCUUGAAGCGGCCGCAGUCGAUGCCGUAUCAAGCGAAGAGACCGCCAUUCAUCAAACACCGUCUUGAUCGGGACAGAGAUACCGUCAUGAUUGGUGUUCCAUCCUCAUUCCCCUCUCCUUCGGCCACCACAAGGCCGUACCGACAACACCGGGUUGACAGAGACGGAGAUACCAUCAUGACCGGUGUCCCACCACCACCUUCUUCUACUCCGGCUACAAGGCCGUACCGACACCGGCUUGAUAGAGACCAAGACACUAUCAUGACUGGUACUCCAUCUUUUGCUCCUGCUCCUGCUGCAAAGCCACGUUACCGGCAGCAGCAGCAUCAGCAGCAGCAGCAACACAAACACCAACAAAACCGACCAGCUUCGGGGCCAAACCAAAGACCCCAAGCUGCCUGUCGGUCACCUCCUCGUCGGAAUCCAUAUCCGACACCUCCGCCAACACCACGUCCGUCUCCAAGUGGGCCAGCGCCACCGGCCUCAUCACCAUCAUCCACUUCAUCGCAACGGGGGCGAUACCGAAAUUCCCCCCGGAUGUCGAAGAAGGGAUCGUCAGGGGCCGGGCGGUCGACUGGUCGACCCAAAAACAGGAGGGAGGGGAUGGUGAACGGACAGAGGAGGAAUACAAACAAAACGGAAAGUGUGUGGCAUGGUACAGGCACGUCUGGGAAGACAACAUUUUGGAACCUGUACCAUGCCACAGAGAAAGAAAGAAUAUUUGUGGAGGAAGAAGAAAGAAACGGCUGGCAUGAGUUCGAAAAUCACAUGAACUCCGCCUUCAUAUGUGAAUAUUCGACUAUAUUAAUAAUAUUCAUGUACUAUACCAGACUGACUAUCUUAAUAUCCUGUACUUUUUGUUUUUAUAUCAUAUCAUGUACAAAUUGCAUGUAUCAAUACUCAUAUCAGUCAGGGAAGGGUGGGAUGGGCUUAUUAUAUUACUUCCAAUUAUUUACUUUUAUUACUGAAAUUGGAAUUACUGGUUUGUUUGUACUGUACUGUCUUGAUAUCAAAUCAAGCAGCAGUGAUCAAACAUAUACUCGUAAUACUCAUGCACAUAUGCAUAUGUCUGUACGUAUGGAGUAUAAAAAAAGGUAUUUACCAAUCUUUGUUUAUAACGGUGUUGUGGUGACAAAAUAUACGGAGUAUAUAUCACCCCUGUAUCUUAUCUUAUCUCAUCUUGUCUUAUCUUGA